AUGGCACCAAAUCGCUUCAAUCUGAGCUCUGCAGGCAGACUUCGCCGCCAAAUGAACCAAGUUCUUGCAGAAACAUUUGCCCAACAGAAAUAUUAUCAAUUGCGCUUUUUGACAUUACUUAUUGGUUUCAGCAAAAUCUUCCACGCUAUAGCACUCAUGUAUAUGUACAUGCAACAAAUUCCGUUUUCCGAGAAAUAUAAGACCAACUUGAUUUUGUCCAUUACAGGAACUCUCACUUACGUAAUUCAAUACGGAAUUUCAAUGGUCUGGUGGAAACAUUACUACGGUACAUUCGCUCGCGAGUCAUCAUCAAAUAAUAAUCUUAUUGUUUGCAUCCAUACUCCAUGGUACACAGGAAAAUAUGUUAUAACAAUUUAUUUAAGUCCGAAAACCACAUAUUUCCAGAGAUUAACAAAUGAAGUCUACCACGAAGAGAUAGAAUUCGCUAACUACUUUACAGAAAGUGGUUAUUUCCUUGAAGAAAAAUGGAAAGCUAAAGUCUUGAACAUUUACAACCAAUCUCUCUAUGCUAAGAACAAAUAA
This is a messenger RNA of Trichomonas vaginalis G3, 543 nucleotides long. RefSeq names its product Microsomal signal peptidase 25 kDa subunit (SPC25) family. The record is from RefSeq and is a predicted model, not a curated record. NCBI's taxonomy places the organism in Eukaryota, Parabasalia, Trichomonadida, Trichomonadidae. Gene Ontology annotation, cellular component: membrane; signal peptidase complex. The transcript has a single exon. Bases 1 to 543 code for a protein of 180 amino acids.